Messenger RNA from Cuscuta campestris, 4295 nucleotides. The record is from the annotation of a GenBank genome assembly. Lineage: Eukaryota; Viridiplantae; Streptophyta; Magnoliopsida; Solanales; Convolvulaceae.
AGGAGAUUUACCCGGUCUAGGUCAUACUUUGUGUUCUUGUUGUGUGUAUUUUACUACGGGUCGAGUGUGUCCAGGUCAAGCACGGUCAACCCACCCAGCUAUAUUUACACCAUCAUUUUUGGUGCCACCCGUGGGACCGAUUGUUAAAGUUUUUUCGACCAGGUCAAAACUUUACCCCCACUAAAAAUCCACAAUCAUGUCUUCAAGCAAUCACAACAUUGUUUCAAGCCAGGCUGCGAGUGAAAGCACUCCUGCCAUUCCAUUGAUGAUGACGAGCAUGGGGACGACCUUUGCCCCGAUCACCACUGUAGGAUCGAUUGGCAUGAUUCCAAUCAUGUCGACCCCUACUCCUACGCCAACGACAACAAUGUUCCUAGACUCGGUAACAACGCCCAGGGGAGCAAUUACACCAUACCCGUCAAGUUGGGCUCAAUUUGCUGCUGACCUGGCGAAUGCACAGGCUCUACAGGGCUAUCAACAGGUGAUGGCCAUGAUGCAACAUGCAGGGGGCUUCAUGCCAUUUUCCUAUCUCGGCAUGAUGCCACCAGUCAUGAGUCCUAUGGCACCCCCGGUUUCGACCCCAUCGACAUUCGUUCCUAGAAUGGUCCCUAUACGUCCGGUGAAUCUGACGGGGACCAUGAAUGAAGGAGCGCCCUCAAAUGUCCAUGAGGUCGAUGAGGCAGAGCAGGAGGCAGCCCGCAGGAGGAAGGGUAAGGCUAUAGCCAAACCCAGCAAGACCCGAGAUUCGGCGUUCAAAUGCCUAGGGGACAAAGAGGAUGGACCCCGCAAGUCUGCCAAGCCACGUCUUGGUCCUGAGAUGGGUCGGACUAGCGCAAUGGAAAGACUUGGCGGGAAUCGUCUCGCCCAAUCUCGUCAUUCUAGGGAAUCUAAGAUGAUUCACCUAGACGAGGAGGAAGCUGAAAGCCAGCCCAGUGCAUCGGCAUAUACCAGGAUCUUGUACGGUGAGGAUGACCUGGACAAGAUUGGGAGCGUAGCACGAAAGCUACGUGCCCUAGAGGAAAAGGUAGAAGAAAAGGCGGGAGCGAAGAAGCACACCCUGGCCAAAUCACCCUUUUCGGCCAGGGUACAUGCACAAAAGUUGAGGCGGAAGGUCAAGUUGGACGUGGAGAAAUUCACGGGAAAAGAGGAUCCAAAUGUCCACCUUGACACCUUCCACAAUGCAGCACAGAUGGCCGGGAUUGGAUCCUUUGAGAAACUUGCUGAAGUUUUCCGCAAGAAAUAUCAGGACAAUUGCAUUAAAAGGAAGAAGUUCACCUACCUUAACACGGUAGGGCAGAGAGAGAAGGAGUCAUUGACCCAAUUCUUAACCCGUUCGAGAGAUGAGGUUGAUAAAGUAGAAGAGAUGGAUGAUAAGACAGCCAUGUCUUUACUGAUGAACGCCUUCCGGUCGGGUGACCUCUACACUGAGUUCUGUCGGAGGCCGCCCUCCUCCUACCAAGAAGCUUACAAUACAGCAUGGGAGUAUGCUAAGGCGGAGGUCCUUAACAAAAGCAAGCGGGAGCUGGAGGAAGGCUAUACCAGGGUGAAACCUGACAAGCCAAAGAAAGACGAUCAGAUGGGAGGGUCCAAGCCCAUGGCCACAUAUGACGGGUCCAUCCAUCAAAUAAGGGAUGAGAAGAAGGGAGAACAACCCAAGAGGUCUUGGACGGAGAAGUAUUGUACCUACCACCAAUCCGAAUCCCACAAUACGACGGACUGCCGAAAUGUCAAGGCCGUGCUCAAGGAGAUGGCCUUGAAGGGAGAGCUGGGGGAAGGCGGGGAUACAGCCUCCCAACGGAAGAACUGGGCCAGGAGUCUACAUGUAUCGGUGGUUUCCCUGGAAUCACAUGGGAAGCAGGCAAGGAGAGAGCCUAUCACUUUCACUGAUAGGGAUCUGCCCAGGACAGGGGGAGAUCACAAUGACCCUUUGGUCAUUACAAUGGAUAUCAAUGGAGCUGAUGUGGCCAGGGUCCUGGAUGACACAGGAAGCAGUGUCAAUGUUUUAUACUUGGACGCUUUCAAGAAAUUGAAGUUGGACAGGUCCAUGAUGAGACCAUUGCAAACUCCAUUUUCAGGCUUCACUGGAGCUAGCAUAGAGGCGGAAGGUCAGAUCACCUUACCAGUUACCUUGGGGUCGGGUAACAAAACAGUAACCAAGCAAAUGAGAUUUGUUGUGGUUGAUAUCAAGUGUGUACAUAAUGCCAUUCUUGGUAGACCUGGAAUCAACCAGGUCAGGGCCAUCAUUUCUAUGGCACACUUAUGCAUGAAGUUCUACACUCCCAAUGGGAUCGUGGAGGAAAGGGGUGAUCAAAAGAACGCCCGGUCCUGCUACCUGGAAGCGGUCAAGAAGAGGACCCGCCAGUUCAAACAAAUUGAACUGGUAUCCCAGCAGGUGGACAAGGGUGAGGAGAAGGCCGGGAUCGAGCCGGAUGCAAACACGGAGGAGAUCUCUAUUGAUGCCUCCAAUCCUGAGAGGAAGGUCAAAAUUUGGGCUGAUCUUCAGGAGGAGCUGAGGACUGAGAUUGUUCAGGUGCUGACCAGGUAUAAAUAUUUAUUUGCCUGGAGUGUUGCUGAUAUGCCCGGAAUUGAUCGGUCAGUCAUUUGCCAUCGUCUCUCUGUUCUUGAGGGGUCUAGGCAUGUAAGACAGAAGAAGAGAUUCUUGGCAAGUGAAAGGAGGGAUUUUGUGAAGAAGGAGGUCAAGGACCUACUUGAGGAAGAAGAACCGACCAGGGCAAUCACCGAGCCUUGGUGGUCCAUGUCGGUAGAUGGAGCCUCUGGACCGAAAGGUUACAGGGGAGGUGUGGUAUUCACAACUCCGGAAGGGUUCAAGGUAUAUUAUGCCUUGAUCUUUAAUUUCAAGCUCACAAAUAAUGAGGCAGAGUAUGAGGCGCUGAUAGGGGGUCUGAGAUUGGCCAAAACCGUACAAAUCACAUGUCUCAGGAUUAAGUCCGAUUCAAGCUUGGUGGUAGGCCAUAUCAAUGGCAACAUGGAGGCCAAGGGAGAGAAUAUGGAGAGGUACAGAGACUUGGCAAGGGCACUAUUGAAGGACCUGACUGACGUGAUAGAGGAAGAUGGACAGCCCAAUCCAGAUCGAGUGGAGCCAGAUGAUGUUUGGAUGGGUGAUUUGGUCAGAUAUUACAUGACCGGGCAAUUCCCUGAAGACGAGGACAAGGUAAGAAAAGUAAAGUUGAGGGCUCUAAAGUUCCAGAUGCUUGAUAGAAGGCUUUACAAAAGAGCAUUCGGUGGUCCAUUGCUAAGGUGCUUGACCAGGGCAGAGGCAGAACGAGUGAUCGCCGAAGUUCAUGAGGGUGUCUGCGCAGCCCACCAAAUGUCCAGGACACUCGCCCAAAGGUUCACCAAAUACUUGGAGGACUUCGGGAUUACUCAUAACCAGGCUUCUGUGGCCUACCCGCAAGGGAAUGGCCAGGUGGAGAAUGUGAACCGCACAAUAGUCGAUGGGAUCAAAAAGAGGUUGGGUGAGGCAGGAACAAAUUUGUUAGAGGAGUUGCCACAUAUCAUCUGGGCUUACCGGGUCACUUCGAGAAGGGCCACAGGUGAGACACCCUUCGUCCUUACGUACGGGUGUGAGGCCACACUACCCAUCGAAGCUAAAAUAAUGACCUUUCGGGAGAAGUUCUAUGAAGAGAAAGGGAAUGAAGAGGACCAUUUGGCGGAGUUGAACUUGUUGGAGGAAAGGCGGAUGGUCGCUGAGGCUAAAAUGAUAGAAUAUCAGCAGGCAGCCAAGGCCUAUCAUGAUAACAAGGUAGGGCCUCAGUACUUCCAAGUGGGUGAUGAGGUCCUGAGACGAAGGGAGGCCAGCAAACCCGGAGUCGGGGGAAAACUUGCAAAGAAAUGUGAAGGUUUGUAUAGGGUCACGGAAAUAUUACGCCCUGGGACAUACAAACUAGAAACAAUGGAUGGUCGAGAGUUGGAAAGGCACCUGGAAAGAAAUGUGACGUCAUGGUGGUGGCGUGACACAACCAAGCUAUUGGAAGCUGAUCAGGACGAAUUCAACCUAGACGUUUACUACAUUUCAACCUGGAAGUCAAUCGGAUUAGAAAACAAGCCAGAAACAAAGUGACCUGGACGUUUUCAACUCUGGAGACCAGGACAUGAGAUGACCUGGAAGUUUUCAAGCCUUUAAAACUUUCAACCUAGCCUACUAACCAGGACAUGAGAUGACCUAGACAUUUGGUGAAGCUCAACCUAGCCGUAAGUCGGCCCAUAAGAUUAGCCAAGAAUGAGGUGCCCUAUACGUUUUAUGGAGUUGAUGAAAAUAAAGGUCUAGACCCGGA